Messenger RNA from Acyrthosiphon pisum (pea aphid), 936 nucleotides. RefSeq names its product proto-oncogene tyrosine-protein kinase ROS. Gene Ontology annotation, molecular function: transmembrane receptor protein tyrosine kinase activity; ATP binding. The record is from RefSeq and is a predicted model, not a curated record. Bases 172 to 879 code for a protein of 235 amino acids. Gene Ontology annotation, cellular component: signaling receptor complex; plasma membrane. NCBI's taxonomy places the organism in Eukaryota, Metazoa, Arthropoda, Insecta, Hemiptera, Aphididae. Gene Ontology annotation, biological process: positive regulation of kinase activity; cell surface receptor protein tyrosine kinase signaling pathway; protein phosphorylation. The transcript has 4 exons.
AAGCAAAUAACGCUAACAAAAAGAUUGGGAUCAGGAGCUUUUGGAGAAGUUUUUGAAGGAAAUGUCAAAGAUAUAAUAAAUGAAAAAGUUGAAUAUUGUGUUGCGUUGAAAUCAUUAAAUGGAUGUACCAGUCAAUAUGUGCUAGAAGAAUUUUUAAAAGAAGCAAAAAUAAUGAAUAAUUUAAAACAUAAAAAUAUUUUGAGAGUUUUUGGAGUAUGUUUAGAUAAUGAACCUAAUUUUAUUAUUAUGGAACUUAUGAAAGAAGGUGAUUUAUUGAGUUAUUUAAGAAAAACCAGACCAACCCAAAUAUUGAAUCGUAUGGACUAUAUGAGAAUGUGUAUCGAUGUAGCCGAAGGAUGCUCAUACCUUAAAAAUAUGCACCUUGUACACCGAGAUCUUGCAGCACGUAAUUGCCUGGUAUCGUCUUCCGACCCUAAAGAGCAAGUUAUAAAAAUUGGUGAUUUUGGAUUGGCAAGAAAAAUGUAUGCACAUUAUUACCGAAAAGAAGGAGAAGCUUUACUGCCUGUUCGGUGGAUGUCACCAGAAUCACUGGUGGAUGGUGUCUAUACCAGUCAAUCCGACGUUUGGGCCUUUGGUGUCUUGUUAUGGGAAAUUAUGUCCCAAGGUCAUCAACCUUAUCCAGGACUAUCUAAUAUAAAUGCCAUGUAUUAUGUUCAACAUGGCGGAAGGCUUGAAAAACCAAUAAAUUGUCCAAAAACUUUAUAUAAUUUGAUGAAAAAAUGUUGGCAUGUCCAGCCAGAAAAAAGGCCUACAUUUGAAUUUUGUUUAAAAUUCUUAAAAUCAUAUUAUAUGGUUUUAGAAUACAUUAAUAAGAGAGAUACAGAACUACAGAUUAUUCCUGAAUAUUUAAAUUUAUAAUAUUACUAUCAAUGUUACAACACAAAUUCAACCAAAGAAAUGUUAAAUUUUUUUUUA